This is a messenger RNA of Cylicocyclus nassatus, 822 nucleotides long. The record is from the annotation of a GenBank genome assembly. Lineage: Eukaryota; Metazoa; Nematoda; Chromadorea; Rhabditida; Strongylidae.
AUGCACAGUUCAUACGCAAUUUUUGUUAUUUUUAUUCUAUCCCUUGAUUAUGUGUCUUCCUACCGCAACAAUCACUAUGGUCAUUCUUAUCAUACGAAAUUCGGCGCCUACCCGGUAAAAGCUUACCAGACCUAUUAUCCAUCGUCUCCUUCACAUCAUUACACCAAUCAACCAACUCACAACUACUGCAACAUUCCUCCGGAUCUCUGGUGCGAUAGUCCACAAUCGGCACAACAAUGUGGUGUUCAACGACAAUGUGAUGCGUUACGAUUCCAUAAAAGACGUCCUAUAAAGAUCACUUUGAUCUACGAAGCAUUAUGUCCUUAUUGUCAAAAAUUUAUCUCCAAUCAACUCGGCAGCAUGUAUCAACAAUACAAAAGCCAAAUGGAACUGGAACUCAUACCAUGGGGUAACUCCAGAAUAUUGCGGGAUGGCUCAUUCUCAUGCAACCAUGGCAAGAAAGAAUGUGAUGCUAACAGGCUGCAGUCCUGUGUGAUUGACAUAUUCAAGUCUUCCGGCGCUUUGCCGUUCAUCGUCUGUUUCGAGAGGGUUAUACAUCACAACAGCGUCGAUCAGGCAAUGCACGCUUGUUCCGCAUUUAUUCGCAGCCAAUAUCGACAAAUUCGACUGUGCUACGAUGGAGAACGUGGUACACAGUUGCAACGGAUAGCUGCUCAUAGAACUAUGAGCACAAAGCCGCAUCCAAUCGUAGAGGUGCCGUAUCUGCUCAUCAACGACUACACACCAUCGGUUGAUAAUAAUAAUCUCAACAUAAUGAUCCUCCCACAAUUACUCAACAAAUGGUCUAAACUUUAUUCAUAA